Colletotrichum tamarilloi is the source of this 384-nucleotide messenger RNA. RefSeq lists its product as uncharacterized. The record is from RefSeq and is a predicted model, not a curated record. The transcript has a single exon. NCBI's taxonomy places the organism in Eukaryota, Fungi, Ascomycota, Sordariomycetes, Glomerellales, Glomerellaceae. Bases 1 to 384 code for a protein of 127 amino acids.
AUGGCCUCGAACCGGACACAAUUCCGCGUCAUCCUAUCCAGUCACGGUUCGGUCAUUGUCUCCUCUCCAUGGCCGAAAGCGGACCCAACACCAACCGAAGUUCAAUGUGGGAUUCAGUUCCCUAGUUCCGUCACACGUUGGACGCUGCAGUCAAGUGGGAAUAUCUGCUCACGGUCAAGGCUGGACUUGCUCCUUCAAAACCUUUGCCCUACCAAUACGACCACAUAUUGGCUCCUGUUCCCGCCCAGAGUCGCAUGCGAGACAGAUCGGGCAACCACAGAGCUUUGCUUUAGGGGUCCCCGGGACAAAACCUUGAUUCCGAUGAUACUGGCGCGCAGUUCGUUCCCACAUCUACCACCCUCUCUGGAAUCUGUCCUACCUUGA